Messenger RNA from Lolium rigidum, 4453 nucleotides. Its product is annotated as indole-3-acetaldehyde oxidase-like. The record is from RefSeq and is a predicted model, not a curated record. The transcript is spliced from 10 exons. Gene Ontology annotation, molecular function: oxidoreductase activity; FAD binding; iron ion binding. The coding region runs from base 1 to 4101 and encodes 1366 amino acids. Lineage: Eukaryota; Viridiplantae; Streptophyta; Magnoliopsida; Poales; Poaceae.
AUGGGUUCAUCGGCGAAGCCGGCAGGGCAGCGGGUGGUGCUAGCCGUGAACGGCGCGAGGUACGAGGCCGCCGGCGUCGAGCUGUCAAUGCCGCUGCUCGAGUUCCUGCGAACACGGACCAACGUCAGGGGCCCCAAGCUCGGCUGCGGCGAAGGUGGAUGCGGCGCAUGUGUGGUCCUAAUAUCCAUGUAUGACCCAUGCACACAAGAGGUGAAUGAGUUCGCGGCAAGCUCCUGUCUGUCACUCGUUGGCACCCUGAAUUUCUGCUCGGUGACCACCAGCGAAGGCAUCGGCAACACCAAGGAUGGAUUUCACAGCGUGCAGCAGCGCCUCUCUGGUUUCCAUGCCUCUCAGUGCGGCUACUGCACCCCGGGCAUGUGCAUGUCCAUCUUCUCUGCGCUCACCAACGCCGACAAGGCGGCUGCCCGCCCUGCUCCGCCUGAGGGGUUCUCCAAGCUUACCAUCUCCGAGGCUGAGAAGUCCAUCUCGGGCAACUUGUGCCGAUGCACUGGCUAUAGGCCUAUAGUUGAUGCAUGCAAGAGUUUUGCGGCUGAUGUCGACCUUGAGGACCUGGGCCUCAACUCCUUCUGGAAGAAAGGUGCAGACCCUGCAGAUGUCAGCAAGCUGCCAGCGUACUCCAGUGCCUCCAUCUGCACCUUCCCAGACUUCCUCAAAGCUGAGAUCGAAUCUUCUGUGAAUCAAAUGGACUAUGUCCCACCCCAAAAAAAAUUAAAAAAAAUCGACAAUGUCCCAGCCCCGGUUGUGUUCAGUGACGAUGGCUGGUACUAUCCUAAGAGCAUCGCCGAACUCGAAAGGCUGCUAGAUUCCAACUGGUUUGACGAAAGCUCAGUGAAGAUUGUGGCUUCAAACACUUGCUCUGGUGUUUACAAGGAUGAAGACCUAUAUGACAAGCACAUCGACAUCAACAGGAUUCCAGAGCUUUCAGUCAUCAACAGAACCAACAAGGGUGCUGAGAUCGGAGCAGCUGUAUCCAUCUCCAAAGCCAUUGAUGUUUUCUCGGAUGAAACCCUGGUCUUCAGAAAGAUUGCUGAUCAUCUGAACAAGGUAGCAUCGCCAUUUGUUCGCAACACUGCAACCAUUGGUGGAAACAUAAUCAUGGCACAGAGGCUGCACUUACCGUCAGACAUUGCAACAGUUCUUCUGGCUGCAGGUUCAACCGUGACCGUUCAAGUGGCUUCCAAGAAGCUCUGUCUUACACUGGAGGACUUCUUGGCGCAGCCUCCAUCUGAUUCUAGGACCCUACUGGUCAGCAUAUUUGUCCCACAUUGGGGCUCAGCUAAUGUAGCCUUUGAGACUUCUCGAGCAUCACCUCGUCCAUCCGGCAACGCUAUCUCAUAUGUCAACUCUGCGUUCUUGGCAAGGCUAUCAGAGGCUGCAUCAUCAGGGAAGAUUCUCAUUGAGGAUAUAUGCUUGGCAUUUGGUGCUUAUGGAACUGAACACGCGAUCAGGGCUAGGAAUGUCGAGAACUUCCUUAAGGGAAAAUCAGUAAGUGUACCUGUAAUACUUGAAGCUGUGCGGUUGCUUAAAGAUGUUAUUAUACCAUCAGUAGGAACCACACAUCCUGAAUACAGAGUUAGCUUGGCAGUCAGUUUUCUGUUCAGUUUCCUGUCUUCCCUUGCCAACAAACUGAAUGAACCAGCAAGAGCUGAUGCUCCCAAUUUGGGAAUAAUGGAUAGUGUCAGUGUGUCCUCGCCGGGGAAGCAUGUUAACAGCGAUAGUUUGCCAAUUCGCUCAAGACAGGAACUGCUUUCCACUGACGGAUAUAAACAAAUUGGCAAGCCCAUCAAUAAAACUGGUGUAGAGCUACAAGCUUCAGGGGAAGCUGUGUACGUUGAUGACAUCCCUGUUCCUAAGGAUUGCCUCUAUGGAGCAUUCAUCUACAGCACACAUCCUCAUGCUCGUAUAAAUGGAAUCAAGUUCAGACCAUCUUUGGCUUCACAAAAGGUUAUUGCGGUUAUUGAUGCAAAGGACAUUCCAAGUGGUGGUGAAAAUGUGUUUACCAACUUUAGAAUGGUAGAAGACGAGCCGAUUUUUGCUAAUUCAGUUACUGAAUAUGCUGGUCAACUUGUUGGCAUUGUGAUUGCUGAAACACAGAAUUAUGCCUAUAUGGCGGCAAAACAAGCUAUUAUUGAGUAUAGCACCGAAAAUCUAGAGCCACCAAUUCUGACAAUAGAGGACGCGAUCCAGCAUAACAGCUUCUACAUUCCUCCCCCGUAUUUAGCUCCUAAGCCAGUUGGUGACUUUGACAAAGGAAUGUCUGAAGCUGAUUACAAGAUUUUAUCAGCAGAUGUGAAACUUGAAUCCCAGUGCUUCUUCUACUUGGAGAUGCAGGUCGCCUUAGCUAUCCCCGACGAAGAUAACUGUAUCACUGUUUACUCCUCAGUGCAAAUGCCUGAGGUCGCACAGCAAGACAUUGGAAGGUGCCUUGGCAUACCGUUCCACAAUGUUCGUGUCAUCACAAGAAGAGUUGGAGGUGGCUUUGGUGGGAAGUCAAUGAAAGCAGUGCAUGUUGCAUGUGCAUGUGCAGUUGCAGCAUUCAAGCUGCGGCGCCCUGUUCGGAUGUACCUUGACCGCAAGACGGACAUGAUAAUGACAGGAGGACGGCACCUGAUGAAGGCAAAGUACUCGGUUGGAUUCAAGUCGGACGGCACAAUAACAGCCCUGCGCCUUGAUCUCGGAAUCCAAGCCGGAAUAUGGCCUGACUACAGUCCAUUUAUGCCAUUUUCUGUUAUAGAGGCUCUGAAGAAGUACAACUGGGGUGCCCUCGCAUUUGACAUAAAGGUUUGCAGGACUAACAUAUCGCCCAAGCAGGCCAUGCGUGCACCUGGUGGAGUGCAGGGCUCCUUCAUCGCGGAAGCCAUAGUCGAGCAUGUUGCCUCAAUGCUCUCAGUCGAAACCAACACCAUCAGAAGGAAGAACCUUCAUGACUUCAAGAGCCUCAAGGUGUUCUUCGGGGACUGUGCAGGCGAGCCCUCGGCCUACAGCCUCGUCACCAUCUUCGAGAAACUGGCUUUUUCACCCGACUACCAGCAAAGGGCUGCCGCAGUCGAGCUUUUCAACAGCGGCAGCAGGUGGAAGAAGCGUGGCAUCUCCUGCGUGCCAAUCACUUAUACGGUAUUUCUCAGGCCAACUCCGGGGAGGGUGUCCAUCUUGAAAGACAGUUCCAUAGUCGUUGAGGUCGGCGGCGUUGAGAUAGGCCAAGGGCUGUGGACCAAAGUGACGCAGAUGACUGCAUUCGUGCUGGGGCAGCUAUGGCCCGAUGGUGACGAAGGACUCCUCGACAAGGUACGGGUCAUCCAGGCCGACACGCUUAGCGUGGUCCAAGGAGGUGUGACCGAUGGGAGCACUACCUCUCAGGCCAGCUGUGAGGCGGUCCGACUGUCGUGCGCUGCGCUUGUCAAGAGGCUUAAGCCUAUCAAAGAAGACCUGGAGGCCAAGUCCAGCCUGGUUACAUGGCGCUCCUUGAUUGCGCAGGCAACAACGGUGAACGUGAACUUGUCGGCGCAUGCCUACUGGCUCCCUGACCCAACUUUCACCAGCUACUUGAACUAUGGAGCAGCUGUUAGUGAGGUGGAAGUCGAUGUCUUGACAGGAGCAACCACGAUCCUCCGGAGUGACAUUCUGUUUGACUGUGGGCAGAGCCUGAAUCCAGCGAUAGACUUGGGCCAGGUCGAAGGUGCAUUUGUGUACGGGAUAGGAUUCUUCACAAAUGAGGAGUACAGGACCAACUCCGACGGCCUGCUCAUCAGUGAUGGCACGUAUUCCUACAAGAUCCCCUCAGUGGACACCAUCCCAAAGCAGUUCAACGUCGAGUUCUUCGACAGCCCCCGCAGCCAAAAGCGCAUCCUCUCCUCAAAAGCUUCUGGUGAGCCGCCCCUGCUCCUCGCGUCCUCGGUGCACUGCGCGAUGAGGGAAGCCAUCAGAGCGGCCAGGAAGGAGUUCUCGGUGUGCACCGGACCUGCGAACUCGCCGCUGACGUUCCAGAUGGACGUGCCGGCAACGAUGGCUACAGUCAAGGAGCUCUGCGGCUUUGAUGUUGUCGAGAAGUACCUCAGGAGCCUCCCCGCCACCAAGGCGUGAAGCUUCUUGGCCUAAACGCUGCACUGCAUUCUCCUCCACACUGCAUUUGUAGCACUUCUCGCUGUUUUCGGCAACAGCCUGGACUCUGUCAAGUUAGCCGUUUCAAUUACUAGCAAAUAAGCAAGAUCUGUCAGAUGUGCUUGUACACUGACGGGCCAACUAGUUAGUUAGGAGCUCCGUUGAUCCUGUCGUGGGAUGGCACGAUGACGUGGUCACCGCGAGCUUAGUGAAGGGACGUGCGUGAGGGGGGUUGGGAUGGCAGCUCCAGUAAUCUCGCCCAUGGUCCUACUUUCUUGCUUUCAGUUGUAAUCCGAUGAAUAAAAGGAAGAGAAUCAGGAAAACUUGUCUCUUA